Messenger RNA from Oryza brachyantha (malo sina), 1231 nucleotides. Its product is annotated as probable cytokinin riboside 5'-monophosphate phosphoribohydrolase LOGL1. Gene Ontology annotation, biological process: cytokinin biosynthetic process. The record is from RefSeq and is a predicted model, not a curated record. The transcript has 7 exons. The coding region runs from base 162 to 836 and encodes 224 amino acids. Gene Ontology annotation, cellular component: cytosol; nucleus. Gene Ontology annotation, molecular function: hydrolase activity, hydrolyzing N-glycosyl compounds. NCBI's taxonomy places the organism in Eukaryota, Viridiplantae, Streptophyta, Magnoliopsida, Poales, Poaceae.
CUCUCUAAGAGUCAAGAUUGCAACUUUAACAAGAGAUAACACAGCGCACAGAGAAGAGCCAAACCCGGCACCCUCUUCUCCUCGACUCCACUCCACGAUCCCUUCCCAUCACCUUCCCGAGACCACCCAAUCCGCCGUCGCGAGGGCAAGGAUUGAAAACCAUGGGCGACAACAGCGCCGCCGCGGCCGCUCCGGCCAGCAGGUUUGGCAGGAUCUGCGUCUUCUGCGGCAGCAACGCCGGCAACCGCGCGGUGUACGGCGACGCGGCGCUCGAGCUCGGGCGGCAGCUGGUGUCGAGAGGGAUCGAGUUAGUCUACGGUGGCGGGAGCGUCGGGUUGAUGGGCUUGAUCGCGCAGACUGUUCUUGAUGGUGGCUGCCGUGUUCUCGGGGUGAUUCCAAAAGCACUAAUGCCCCUUGAGAUAUCAGGUGCAAGUGUUGGAGAAGUAAAAAUUGUAUCUGACAUGCAUGAGAGGAAAGCUGAAAUGGCGCGCCAAUCCAAUGCGUUCAUUGCUCUGCCUGGAGGGUAUGGAACAAUGGAGGAGUUGUUAGAGAUGAUAACAUGGUCACAACUUGGAAUUCAUGACAAACCAGUUGGGUUGCUGAAUGUGGACGGUUAUUAUGAUCCAUUGCUUGCACUAUUUGAUAAGGGUGCAGCAGAAGGUUUUAUUAAGUCCGAUUGCAGACAAAUAAUUGUUUCGGCACCGACUGCGCAUGAGUUGCUGACAAAGAUGGAGCAAUACACUCGUUCACACCAGGAGGUAGCGCCACGUACAAGCUGGGAGAUGACAGAACUCGGCUAUGGAAAACACCAGAGGAACCAGAGCAUAAUCUGCUAGUGUGACAUUGUUCCUGGACGAGCCUUAUUGUUCUUCGUUUAACAUUGGCCUGCAGUUAUUCCUUUUACAACCAUUUUGGUCACCUUAUCGUGCUACCUGUCCAGUUAAUAUCUGGUGAAGAUGCAUAAGAAAGUAUGUACCUACCCUUUAACAGUGUGGGUAAAUCACUAAAUCCUCGGUUUUCCUAUGGAACACAUGGGUAUAGUUCAUAUAAUAUUUUCUGCAUUAUAAGUUAAGAGUUAUUUGAGCAGCACAUCUCGUGUAUUUUUCAUUGCAAAUUCCAUGCAAAAUUUGAUCGGAUCACCUUUUUGUGCAUAGGUUGACCAACAAUAAAUGUAAUAUUCAUCUGCGCUGCUUGAAGUCUUUCCAGUUGCAUUAAAACAAAACGAGUUGCA